CGCCAAAAUUAAUGUGGGAAAAUGCAGUCGGUCUUAUCCCCCUUUUUUAAAUUUUAUUUUUUUUUAAUGCAAUGUCUCAAAAAUUUAAAGAUUUGAACUGUUGUAUUGCUAAAACAAUGGUGAAAUAGUUAUUAAAUCUAGAUUUGCUUGAAGAUAAAUUAAAGAUAAACAAAAUCAAAUGUAAACUCAUACAGAUCUUGAUACUCUCUUCUCCUUUCUUUAAUUCAUGUGUAACUUGAUUUGUUUAUUUUGUACCAAAUAUAUUCAAAAAAGGGAUACCAUGCAUUAGAAAAGGUAUGUAAUUUUGUAAUGAGUGAAUUUCAGUAUAAAAGUAUUGUGUAUUAGAAUUGAUGAAUAAAUUUUCAGUUCAGCGAAAAUAUGCGAAUGUUUGUUAGAUGGGAAGUUACGUCAGUGUAGUGUGUGACUGACUUCGUUCACAAAUGGUCCGACGUUUGGUAAAGUAGACAAUUGGGCGUGACUAAAUUAGUUCUUCUAAUUAAUGCAGCACGUAGUUAGAAUAUUUAGCGUAGGGAUGAAUUACCUUUGACUGUGGAAGAAACUGUCAUAAUGGACCUAGUGGUGUAUAUGUGUCUUCUUUUAGUGAAUUUUCAGGUUUCAGAUGGAACACAUCGUCAAGGAAAACCUGACUGGUUUGGACACGCCCAACGGGAGCUCCAUGAAGCACUUAUUCGCAAUUACAACACCAACAAAGCUAAAAAUGUCAUCCUUUUUGUCGGAGACGGUAUGGGUAUGUCCACAGUUACAGCGGCGCGGAUCCUGAGGGGGCAGUUAAAUGGAAGUCCCGGCGAGGAAAAUCUUCUGGAGUUUGAAAAAUUUCCUCAUAUUGGUCUAGCAAAGGUAUAUUCCAGCGACAGACAGACGCCAGAUUCAGCAGCCACUGCGACUGCGCUACUCUGUGGGGUCAAGACAAACUCUCAGCUGAUUGGACUAGACGAUUCGGCAGUUGUCGGAAACUGUACAAGUCAAUUUGGCGCCGAAAUCAACUGCAUGAAUGAUUGGUUUGAAGAACAAGGUAGAUCCAUGGGUAUUGUCACCAAUACUAAGUUGACACACGCUACUCCAGCAGCUGGAUAUGCGCACGCAGCCAGUCGUGUUUGGGAAGGCGAUGUUCAUAUGCAAGGAGUUCCGGGUGGCUGCAAGGAUAUUGCUCAUCAACUUGUCUACAACAACUCAAACAUACAAGUCUUGUUCGGCGGAGGUAGGCAAUAUUUCAUUAGAAACAGACAACAGGACCCCCAGUAUGGGGACGCAUUCAUUUCAUUUCAAAGACAAGACGACCUGGAUCUCAUUGAGAUCUGGGGAAGAGACAAGAAGUGGAGAAGAUACACCCCUAAAUACGCCUGGAACAAACAACAGUUUGACGCUAUAGACCCGGAUCAAACAGACUUUGCGCUAGGUUUAUUUAAUCCACAACAUAUGCAGUAUGAACUGGAGAGAGACAAAGGGCCUAAUGGUGAACCCUCAUUGGCGGAAAUGACGGACAAAGCCAUCAAAAUACUGCGUCAUAACGACAGAGGUUUCUUUCUUUUGGUGGAAGGAGGGCGGAUAGACCAUGGGCACCACAAUAAUACAGCAAAAAGAGCUCUCUAUGAAACCUUGGCAUUCGAAGAUGCGGUAAAAACAGCAUUACAACUGACAAAUUCUAGUGAAACCCUCAUAGUUGUAACCGCUGAUCAUUCUCAUGUGUUUAAUAUUGGAGGCCAUUCAUACCGUGGAAAUGAUAUACUAGGUGUUGUAAACCCUAUCGCUCCUGAAGAGCUACCGGUGGAUGGCAAUGCCUGGACAACAUUAAGUUACGGAAACGGGCCCGGAUAUGAUUGGGGCUUCCGGAAAGAUCCUAAUUCGCUUGAUACAAAACACAAUGAUUACAGACAAGUGAGUGCUGUCCCCUUGUUGUACGAGACACACAGUGGUGAAGACGUCCCAGUAUAUGCCAAUGGACCAAUGGCUCAUCUGUUCGACGGCGUCCAUGAACAACAUUUUCUCGCCCAUGCCAUGGCAUAUGCAGCCUGUGUUGGCAUUAAUAAACAACACUGCAUACAGCAUGCUCAAACCAAACCAGUUUUUACCCCAAUGACAUAAUGUCUUCCAAAAAAAUGUCUUAUUAAAUCCUGGUGAUGUUUCUGUCCAUUAAUUGCUGUGUCAAAUAUUUAAUCCAAUCAAUCCGAUAAUCAUAAUUUAUUAUUGAAACAUCUGCUCUUUUCUGUUUGUUUAAAACAAUCCAUACAUGAGUUAAGAAAUAUACUGAUCGAGUAGUUUUCUUCAUUCAAACAAAUAAAUCCAUGAGAUUAAAGAUAAUCUAAAUGAGGGUCCUUUUAUAAAGGGAGAUAAUAAAAGUUUGUUCAUGGACUAAAAAAGUUGCUGCUUUUUCAAAUCAUUAUUUUGAUGGUUACCAUCUAAAUAGGAUAUUCUCUAGAAAGAGAAGAGAUAAAUUGCCAAAAUGACUUUUUUUUUGUCUACCUUGAAAAACAAAAGUACAUCUGCCUCUUUGGUCCAAGAUACUUUGGCAAAAAGCAGAUAAGGAAAGGACUUAUGUGCUAACCACUGAAACUUAAUGUUUUUAACCUUUUUUUUCAUUUAGAAAAAAAAUUCUCCAUACUAUAGGCCCUAGUCUUAUUAUAUUAAAAUAUGGGGAAUUGAGAAAAAGGUUUAAAACCUCAAGUGCCUAGGGUGAUAACCAUUUCAAAGUUGCUACAAAAAUAAAUUAUUAAGUCCAAAUUUGUAUUAAAUUUUAAUGUAAUAUAUUGAAUUUAUCAGAAAUAUUGUAUACAAGAAAAUACAACUACAUAAUUAUAUAAUUAAUGUAAAGUGUAAAAAUGU
Molecule: messenger RNA, 2841 nt
Organism: Saccostrea cuccullata (small rock oyster)
Lineage: Eukaryota; Metazoa; Mollusca; Bivalvia; Ostreida; Ostreidae
Product: alkaline phosphatase-like
Exons: 10
Coding region: 568-2103 (511 amino acids)
Biological process (GO): dephosphorylation
Molecular function (GO): alkaline phosphatase activity
Source: RefSeq, a predicted model, not a curated record